UAGAGGAAGUGAGGAUGGUGAGGAGAUAGAUAGAAGAUGGCGGAGGCCGUUGUAGACGGGACUCCGAUGUCCCGAUUUUUUUGCCACAAAUGCAGUGUCGAAAUUGAGCGUUUGUUACCAAAUUACACAUGUCCGCAAUGUGCAAGUGGUUUCAUUGAAGAGCUAGAAAGUAGCAGCAAUGAAGGAAGUUCUGGCAUGGAAGUUAAUAGUGAAGAUAUGAGCGAUGUGGAUGUUGAUAUCUUGGGAUAUUCCUCACAGCGCACAGAUCGUGAUUCUGAUAUAAUAGAAAUGAUAAUGGGAUUAUCAAAUACAUAUACUAAUCAACAGUCAAAUACCAAUCAACAACCAAGUGGUGCUAAUAGAAACAGUAUGCUUGGAAGUAGAAGAAGAUUUCGUUCUUUUCAAGAUGGACGUCGCAGCACUAGCAGCAAUCGUAGAAGACAAGAGAAUCUACAAGUGCCUAUAGAGCAUUUUAUACAAGAUUUUAUUUUGAAUCUAUCAGGAGCAGCAAGUCUAGGCCACUCUGUAGGACAAGAUACCCAACCAUCUGUAUUCAAUAUUAGACUGUUCUUGGGAAAUCCUGGAGAUUAUGUAUGGGGUCGUGAUGGAUUAGAUGCUAUUGUUACCCAAUUAUUGAAUCAAAUGGAUGGUACUGGCCCUCCACCAUUACCACGCAAGCAGAUUGAUGAAAUACCUACCACUACAAUAUCACAAAGUCAAGUUGAUUGUAAACUUCAAUGUUCUGUUUGUUGGGAAGACUUCAAGUUGGGAGAACCUGUCAGACAACUUCCUUGUCAACAUGUUUAUCAUGCACCUUGUAUUGUACCCUGGUUGGAAUUGCACGGAACAUGUCCUAUCUGCAGACAAAAUUUAGGAAAUCAAAACCCAGGUGAAACUACUCAAGAUACUGCAAACACCUUAGCUGGGUCUAGUUUUGCCGCUUUAUUUAGGGCAGCAAAUGAAGCAAAUCGAACAGGACAACCAAUCAGCCGAACAUCGUCUACUUCGUCAUCCACUUCGUCAUCUACUGAGUAGCUCUAAAACUUUAAAUAAGAGAUUUGAGAAUACUAUUUUUUCUUUCGGUCAUCUUGUCUCAUAUUACAAUCAUAUCUAUUUUAAACAUAGUAAUACCAUUUUUGACUCUUUUCGUCACAACACAUGUCUUUUUGCAAGAGCUAUAUAUAUAUAUGAAUGAUGCGUGCGCGCGCGCGCGCGCGUGUGUGUAUGUAUAUGUAUGAACUAUACAAUAUAUUGAUUAAUACUCUGACAGUGGAUUAUUCUUUCAUUUUUGACUUAUAAUUUUGAUAAUAUCUUGGUAAAAAAUCAUUUUGGACCACUUAACUAUCAAAUAAAAGAUAAAAAAUUUUCCACUAGUCCGCUGUUAGAAGAUUAAUAACUACAAUUAUAUUAAACAAUUCAAAUAAGAAAAUCGUAGAUUAAAUUUCAAUAUAUUCUGUAUCUUGCGCAGUUUACGAUUAAAUUGAACAUUAAUACAGUCUUAUAAUAUUCAAUGAUGAUUUUUGAUUUAGUGUUUGUAAAUACUUCGUCAAAAGUAAUAUUCUGAGAACGUGCCGCAUAAUGAAUUAUAAAUAUUAUUAUAGACAAAGUUUUUAAUAUUUUAUACUUUAAUUUUAAUAAAAGUGAUAGAAAGAAAAAAGAGAAGAAACAACUAUGAGAUAAAGGCGCGUACAAGUGACACUCGUGUAGUUCUCACAAACAUUGUUGUAAAUAUGUAUGAACUUUUUUUUUGAGUAGUAGAACUUCAAGCAAGUUUGUGGAAAAUCCUAUUAUUUAUAUACAUAUAUGUACGCUUAUAUGUAAACUUUUAUACGUAGAAGUUUACAUAUAAAUUUUUUUAUCGCCGAGACUCAAUACACAAAUAUCAAUAUAACUUACUAUAUCUGAUUGGAUAUAGUAAAAGUAAUAUAAACUAUAAAAGAACAAAACAUAAAUUUUACAAAUUAUUUUUACUUUAUACAAAAAAAGUAAUCUAAUUUUGUUUGAUUUUAGUUCUGUAAGAUACGUACGAUAUGUGUUUUAGUUUUUAUAUGAGUCUCGACGAAUAAAAAUGUGAAAGAAACGCUGAGUUCAGUUUUUCUUAAUGUGUUAACAACCGUUUAAUGCGAUAGAAAUGUGACUUAAUGUUUAUGAAAUUGUUUUUAGCAUAAAAAUGCAUAUUGCGUGCAAAAAACAAGAAAUGUGCAGAAGAAAUAUAAGAAUGUAUCCCCCUCCUAACAUACUUCUAUAUAUAGCGGAUACUUAAGAAAAUAUACUCAUGAAGAAAAAUUGUUACAUCUAAUAAUUGUAGUUUGCAACAAACGCAAGUUACACAAUGUAUAAACAUAAAAUAAGAUAUACAGUAAAGAAUAUGUGAUUAGUAUUUAGAUAUUGUAUCUAAAUUUUCUCACUAUUAUCGCAUAAAUAGAGCACAUUCUUACGCAUCAUUUGUAUUACACAAUAGACAAACAUCUUAUGCUAAUAUAUUUAUGUAUCACGAAGAGAUGUUAUUCUACGCUACUAGCAAACUUCUAUUUGAAUUAUACGCAUUAUUUUGCACUCUA
Molecule: messenger RNA, 2561 nt
Organism: Pseudomyrmex gracilis
Lineage: Eukaryota; Metazoa; Arthropoda; Insecta; Hymenoptera; Formicidae
Gene: Iru
Product: E3 ubiquitin-protein ligase RNF115
Exons: 8
Coding region: 37-1035 (332 amino acids)
Biological process (GO): protein ubiquitination; ubiquitin-dependent protein catabolic process; positive regulation of DNA-templated transcription
Cellular component (GO): nucleoplasm; cytoplasm
Molecular function (GO): ubiquitin protein ligase activity
Source: RefSeq, a predicted model, not a curated record